AUGCUGAUAUAUAAGAAGUUCUGCGAGUUCGAGGACGAAUUACAGCGACUUACGGCAUCCAUACAGCAGUACAAACCAGAUCCCGAGAUCGCCUCGGAGAUUGUGGUUACUGCAGAUAAGAUCAAUGCCGAGUUGGAAAAGAUAGAGCUUCUUCAUGAGAUGAGAUCGAAUCAGGUAGUUAAGCAAAACACUGAAAAUGAUCAGUUGAACGAGAGUCUGCGUUCGAUUCUCACCACGUUGAAUGAUUGUCGGCAAGAAUUAGAGUUGUUACCUAAGCUAACCAUUGAAGAAGAGCAGGAUGUGGCCGAAGGUGAGCUACAAAGGGCUUUGAAAGAACCCGAUCUUGAUGCCACCAAACAAUUGCUUGCUUAUGCUAUGAAGUUGUCGAAGUUCUCGAGGAUCCCAAGGACCUUUGACGGGUUUUUGCUUCCAAACAAUUUUCUUUGGCCAGGUGAUGAUAAUAUGAGGAGAGGUAUGCUUGCCAUGGCUUCAAUGAUGCCGGAUAAAGUCAUCAAUAGAGAAAACAGUAACAGUGGGCAGGAAGAAAUCGAGGUGGAAGUGGAAGAGGAGAAGAAAGAUGAGGAAAGUAAUCAAGUACAAGUUAACGAAGAGGAGGAUGUGUUGAGAAGAGAUGGAGCACAGACUAAAGAUGCAAGUGAGGUGAUGGCUGGUUUAGAUUUGUUUGAUGAGGAUGAGGACUAA
This is a messenger RNA of Brettanomyces nanus, 702 nucleotides long. RefSeq lists its product as uncharacterized. NCBI's taxonomy places the organism in Eukaryota, Fungi, Ascomycota, Pichiomycetes, Pichiales, Pichiaceae. Gene Ontology annotation, molecular function: transcription coregulator activity. Gene Ontology annotation, cellular component: mediator complex. The transcript is spliced from 2 exons. The record is from RefSeq and is a predicted model, not a curated record. The coding region runs from base 1 to 702 and encodes 233 amino acids. Gene Ontology annotation, biological process: regulation of transcription by RNA polymerase II.